Molecule: messenger RNA, 726 nt
Organism: Abrus precatorius (Indian licorice)
Lineage: Eukaryota; Viridiplantae; Streptophyta; Magnoliopsida; Fabales; Fabaceae
Product: microtubule-associated protein RP/EB family member 1-like
Exons: 4
Coding region: 1-726 (241 amino acids)
Source: RefSeq, a predicted model, not a curated record
AUGCAAGCUAACCGAAGACGAGUGUUCACACGCAGAAAGCCUCUCUCCGAUUGCACCAACCCUCAUUCUUCUCCCUCCUCUGUUCCUCUCAAAACUUCCAAAUCCAAACCUUCUUCUUCUUCUUCGGCAAUCAAUAAACCUCUCACUAAAUGCACAUCUGCUACGGCGAAUCUCGGUAAUGCCCCAAACCCUAGUUCCCCUUCACCGCCCAAUCUUUCCACGCCUUCGGUCAAAACAUCCCCUCCCUUCGGGAUUGUUGAUGUUAAAGCUUCUCCGCCUAAUUCAGGUUCGAAGAAAAGAAGGAAGGAUAAAGGGAAGGAAGUGGCUGUUCCUAUGGUCCAUCAUGUAACAGUGGCCUAUGUUUUUGUGGUGAUAAACAGGGAGACAAGUGAUGCAUUUGAACGUGAGAACUUACCCAAGGCCAAGGCAUUGACAGUUUCUUGUGCGAAGAAACAACGUAUUAUGUCAUUGUCAUCUGAAGAUGUGUUCAAGGAUCCCCAGCUGCAAGAUUUUAUUGAAAAUCAGAUUGAUUUUGAAAUGUUAAUGGAGCUGGGGGUUGAAUCUAGUGAUGAGGAGGAGGAGGUUGAAUCUGGUGAUGAGGAGGAGGUUGAAUCUAGUGAUGAGUUGCUGCAAGAUUUUAUUGAAAAACAGAAAUCCUACUUUAAAAUGAUUGAUGAAUUUGAACUGUCAGAGGAGGAGGUUGAAUCUAGUGAUGAGUUAGAUUAA